Dalotia coriaria is the source of this 846-nucleotide messenger RNA. RefSeq lists its product as uncharacterized. Lineage: Eukaryota; Metazoa; Arthropoda; Insecta; Coleoptera; Staphylinidae. The record is from RefSeq and is a predicted model, not a curated record. Bases 527 to 838 code for a protein of 103 amino acids. The transcript is spliced from 5 exons.
UUGUACUAAACAACAACAACACAACAAACACGGCGCCAGAGUCGCGCGCCGACCGCCGGAAAAACAUGUGUUUGGUGAACGCGCCGAGCACCGCCGUCGAUGCCGCCGCCGCGCGGUCCUCCAGCACGCAAAGUGUUGUUCCACCAUCCGGCGAAGAAGUUCGAGACUUGUGCUUUCAUCCGGUCCGGUUUCAUCCCGCGCGUAGUGCCAAUCAGCUGAUUCACUUUUUAACUUUUUACAACUCGCAAAAACCGCCAGAUAAUUCGAUUAAAAAUACAAACAAAAAUUUGAUUUUAUAAAUUAAUUAAAUUUGGUUAUGUGAACAAAAAAGUUUGUGUCGUUUGCGGUUCACGUCGCACGAGUUGUAUGUGUUUUAAAAGCAAGUGGAUUUUUAUCAGGCAAAAAUAUGCGGCGCUGCCUGGACGUCUUCUUCUUCUUCUUCCUCUUCGGGGCAGCUCCGCAGAGAGCCAAUCAACAGCAUCAAUUGGAAUUCAGCUAAUUGUAAAGGCUUAAUUAACACGCCACAAUGAGGCGCAGCGCGACGCGCGCAACGGGACAACGCGUCCACUCGCUCCACACACACACGCGCGCUGAAAAAAAGGCGAUCCGUGCAGACGCCGUCGCUCCUCGCCUCAUCGGCCCGUCGCGCUCUUCGCAUCCAUCGCCGUCGAGACGGAUCGCGUUCGGGGAUCCCAGUGGCACAGUCACAGCAUACACACAGCGACAAGCGUCACCGACGACGGAGCGGCGGCCAGGUUCCCGAGAACCAGAUUUAAGAAGUCAGCUGCGUUACUUUUAUAACUGUUAUAAAUUAUAUGCGAAACAAAUAAAUAUUUGAAAACAAAA